This is a messenger RNA of Rhododendron vialii, 1192 nucleotides long. RefSeq lists its product as uncharacterized. Gene Ontology annotation, cellular component: cytoplasm. The coding region runs from base 131 to 1051 and encodes 306 amino acids. Gene Ontology annotation, molecular function: isomerase activity. The transcript has 6 exons. The record is from RefSeq and is a predicted model, not a curated record. Lineage: Eukaryota; Viridiplantae; Streptophyta; Magnoliopsida; Ericales; Ericaceae. Gene Ontology annotation, biological process: biosynthetic process.
UGGCACUCGACAGCUCAAUGAAAGCCAGUGUAGCAACAACGCUUUCCGACUUGUCUGCUUCGUUCACCUGAACACUCUCUCUCUCUCUCUCUCUCUCUCCGACUUGUCUGUUUCCUCUCAAUCAAUCAAGAUGGGAAAGAAGCCCGUCAAGUACUGUGUGGUGGAUGCGUUCACGGACUCGGCGUUCAAGGGAAACCCGGCGGCGGUUUGUUUGUUGGAGGAUGAGAGAGACGACCAGUGGUUGCAAUCGGUUGCUGCUGAGUUCAACAUCUCCGAAACCUGUUACUUGAUUCGGACCACUGACCCUGACUCGGAGACUCGUGACUCGUCCUACUCAACCACAAACCCUAGGUUCCGCCUCCGGUGGUUCACUCCUGUUGCCGAGGUAAACCUAUGUGGUCAUGCAACCCUAGCAGCUUCACACUUUCUAUUCACAUCUGGUUUGGUGAAUGCCAACAAGAUUGAGUUUCUUACACGAUCGGGAGUUUUGACUGCUAAAAGAGUCCCAGAAACCAAACAAACAGAUUCCUUAAACUUAGAAAAUGGUGAAGCAGGAGAUUGCUUUAUGAUCGAGUUGGACUUUCCAGUGAUUCCUCUUACUGAAUUUGACUCUGCUGAGCUUCCAUCAAUUUCUAAAGUGUUGAAUGGUGCUUCCGUGAUUGACUUGAAGAAGACAACUACAGAUGGAGACCUCUUUGUUGUGCUCCCGUCCGGAAAGAUUGUUGCAGAUCUACAACCCCAAUCUGAUGAAAUACAAAAAUGUCCUGGAAGGGGAGUAAUUGUUACAGGGCUUGCUCCCUCUGGCUCUGGCUUUGACUUUUUUAGUCGCUUCUUCGUUCCAAAGAUGGGUAUCAAGGAGGAUCCUGUUUGUGGGAGUGCACAUUGUGCCAUUGCAGCCUACUGGUCGAAAAAGCUGGGGAAAUGUGAUUUUGUUGCAUAUCAGGCAUCCCCUCGAGGUGGCAUAAUAAAUCUCCAUGUUGACGAGAAGUGUCAGAGAGUACAACUAAGGGGUGAAGCCAUCACUGUAAUGGAAGGUUCUAUUUUGGUUUAAUUAGGAGCUACCCCAUCACUUAUGGAGUCUAAGUGGACUUCGCUCUUUGCGCUAAACAUCUUCAGUAGGACUUCCUUUGACCAUGUUUGAUGCUAUGUAUUAACCUCUGCUUGGAAUUUCAUGAAAUCUCUUUCUGUUACA